Molecule: messenger RNA, 2122 nt
Organism: Paramacrobiotus metropolitanus
Lineage: Eukaryota; Metazoa; Tardigrada; Eutardigrada; Parachela; Macrobiotidae
Product: ATP-dependent RNA helicase DDX51-like
Exons: 2
Coding region: 152-1984 (610 amino acids)
Cellular component (GO): nucleus
Molecular function (GO): nucleic acid binding; ATP binding
Source: RefSeq, a predicted model, not a curated record
UUAAUAAUGAUUAAUUGAAAACAAUUUGAAAUACUUACCUAUAACCUAUUCAUGAAUAUAAAUCUUUUACAGCAAACUGGUCCAAUUACGGAUCAUGAUCUAUUUUUUUAAAGUAUAGAGUUGUGUUGAGGCUGCUGAAAAAAUUGAGGAGAUGGAAACUAUGAGUAUGGAACAUGCCACAACGAAGAACCAAAGACGAAAAGCCAGAAAAAAGUUAAAACGGGAGAAUCACGGUGCAGAAGAACUUAUUCCUGCCGAAAAAUCAGCCAGCAACGCUCCCAUUCCUUCAGACGGUACAGCAGUCGUUCCGAUAAAAAAGAAGAAGCGAAUACGUGGGCGUUCAAGGCGUGCGAACGGCAACGCCAAGAAGCCCAGGCUGGCCGCAGCCAGUGAAGAGGACGGCGAAGAGCCGAGCGAUGCCGCGCCGAAACAGGCCGCCACUGUACAGUCGGAUUUUACCAUCAUUGGUGCUCAAACCCCCGCGAAGAAGGCCAAACUUCCCCCGUUCCUGCCGGCAUGGUACAGCAGUCCUGUUCCCAUUGCAGCGGGACUAACAAGCUCCUUGGUUCCCCUGGAGGAGAUUUCCGGUUUGAAUCCGCACUUUAUCGAUGUACUGCGAGAACAAGGCAUGAUUAACUUUUUUCCCGUCCAGAGCGCUGUGAUUCCGGAAAUUCUGAGAUAUCAGACAUUCCAGCGUUACUAUGCGCGCCGGCCACGCGAUCUGUGUGUGUGCGCUCCCACCGGAAGUGGGAAGACGCUGUCGUAUGUGCUUCCCAUUCUGCACGAUUUGAUUUCCCGUCAUGAUCAUCGCAUUCGCGCGCUGGUAUUGCUGCCGGUGAAAGAAUUGGCGAUUCAGGUGGCGGAUGUGUUUCGAACCUUUGCCAAAGGAACACGCGUGAAAAUUGCUCUAGUAUGCGGAAAGCAGUCAUUUGAGCAGGAGGCGAAAGAGCUAUUUGUGCAGAAUGAUGACACGUUAAGUUUACCCGGAGGCUUGAGCAGUGAAAUGAGUAGUGCUGUCACUGCUGUGGAUGUUCUAAUAGCUACUCCUGGUCGCUUGGUGGACCAUUUGUACGAGACCAAAGGAUUGGAUAUGCAAGCGCUGGAGUAUUUGAUUGUAGAUGAAGCUGAUAGGAUGAUCGAGGAAUUCAAAAAUAAUUGGUUCCGCUUGCUGGAGCGAGCAGUUUUUCGGAACCCUGAAAUCAGACCAGCGCUGCAAUACAAUUGCCUCGCGGAUCUGGAAACACCAUCUCUUCCACUGCAAAAGCUCCUGUUUUCGGCCACUUUAUCGUACGAUCCGCAACGCUUUGAGACAUUAAAACUUUAUCGUCCUCAGCUCUUCUCCGUGGUGUCCGGCUACGUCGGCGAUGAUGUUUUGUUCCGUAAUGACGCGGAGCUGGUCGGCGCCUAUGUAACGCCGGAAGGAUUAAACGAACUCUUCGUGCAGUGUGACCCACGUCUCAAACCACUUAUUGUUCUCCAUUUACUUCAUAAUCUUGCAUGGAGACGCGUUCUUGUCUUCACCAAUUCCCUGGAAAGCACUCAUCGUUUGUAUCGUCUGAUAAGCCUCUACAAAAGUCCCGUCAAGCUCAACGUUCAGGAAGUCUCAUCGGAGGUGCUCCAGCGGAAACGACAAGCGACGCUGGAACGAUUUGAGAAAGGCAAUGUGGAUGUGAUUGUUGCAUCGGAUGCCAUGGCGCGUGGCAUUGAUUUACCCAACGUGGAUUACGUGAUAUUGUACGAUGUGCCAUUGCAUGCUAAGACCUAUAUUCACCGCAGUGGUCGAACGGCGCGGGCCGGACGACAUGGAACAACGCUAACGCUUCUAAAGCCCAAUGAGAAGAAAGAAUUCAAUGGGUUAGUGAAGGCGCUGAAGAAAACGUUUCCGAAACAGCUGGAUGUGAAAGCUGACGACAUGUCUGCUUUGGAAGCAGGAUACAAGAAGGCUCUGAAAGACCUGGAAGAUGAAUUAGAAAUGAAAGUCUGACAGAUAUCAUAUUGUUAUCAAAUAAAAUAUACCAUAAUGGAUAUUGUUUGAUUGCUCGUAUACCUGAACCGAAUGUGUUGAAGGUGGAACGGUGUAACUGGGUAGAAUAAAAACAUCCGAAUUUGUUCGUAAUUACGC